AUGGAAGAGAUAAAGACGGCGCUCGCUGAGGCGGAUCCUUUCGCCAGCUGGUGGCCAUUUGUGUUGGCUGGGAUCGUAUUCGUCGUUGGCACCGUCAGAACGUUCAUGGGGGGUCAGCCGUGUCCGAAUGGGAACACCAUCCCCGAUCGUGUGAUCGUUGUGACAGGGGCAUGCGGUGGAAUCGGGCGCGAACUGUGUCGAGAGUUAGCGCGCCGGAAAGCGCACCAGCUGGUGCUCGGUUGCCGCAGCACGGAGAAAGGUGCAGCGCUGAAAGAACUGCUGCGUCGUGAAGCGGUCGAGUGUCGGGUGGAUGUCCUCGCGCUUGAUCUCCGUUCGUUCGACAGUGUCCGAAGGUUCGUGCGGCAAGUACAGGCAUCGUAUCGGGCGGUGGAUGUACUGGUCAAUUGCGCCGGCGUCAUAUUUCAUCCACCGGAACGCACGCCCGAUGGUUUCGAGCCGCAUCUGCAGUGCAACUUCCUAUCGCACUUUCUGCUGACGCAGCUGCUCCGCCCGAACCUGGUUCGUUCGCAGUAUGGUGGUGGGCGAGUGGUAAACGUGUCCGCACACGGCUAUACCGCUGGCAAGAUAGCGAACCGUGAGGAUCCACUCAACCUGCGCCUUUCGACGCCCGUCUCCGGGCGGGAUGCGUUUGCCCACUCCAAGCUUGCGAUCGUGCUGGCCACUCGGAUACUGUCACAUAAGUUUGCGGCCGGACUUCAGGGGGACCGCUCCAACGGUGUCACCGUCAACUGCUGCUCACCGGGGCUGGUCAGGGGUACCGGUCAUCUGCGCCAUUCGCCCAUCAUGAAAGCACUGUUCGCGAAGGUGCUCACCUACCCGUGGAUGUGGCUGUUCAUGAAAAGUCCCGUCCAGGGGGCGCAGACAAUCGUACGGCUUGUUACAGACCCCGAGCUUGCUGGAACAAGUGGGGAGUUUUUCAACGAUUGCGAGCGCGUUGAACUCUCCGAGAUUGCCAAGGAUGACGAGCUGGCCGAGCGGUUAUACCGGGAGGCAAUGAAGGCGGUCGGUCUAGAUGAGGAUGCGCCAAAAUUGUAGAACCCGGGGAACUACGGAGAAAUCAAUCAUUAAAUUCUUUUGUUUUUCAAAUAAUAGAACGUGGAUUUAAUAAAUAAGUUUACCUACCUUGGGUGCCAUCUACAUAAUCCCUUUACGGUUUAAUUAGUUGUGCUAAAAUUAGAAAAAUGUUUAGAUGUUAAUGGAUCUAUAAAGAACGGACGUCGUAUAAAAAAUAGUUCUUACCAAUCCUUGCCCUGUUAAUUUACAUCAGGAUAGCCCUAUGCCAGGACAUUCGGCGAAAAAUCUGCAAACCAUCUUCCACGAGCGUUUCGGAUCAUCCAAAAACAUAACAUGGAUUGUUUAUGACAUUUCGCUUUCGUCCAUUUUAUUAAAUUCUGAUAUUUCUUCUAUUUCUCUAGAUUUUCUUUUUCUCUUGUGUAUUUUCAUCCCUCGU
Molecule: messenger RNA, 1471 nt
Organism: Anopheles coustani
Lineage: Eukaryota; Metazoa; Arthropoda; Insecta; Diptera; Culicidae
Product: retinol dehydrogenase 13
Exons: 3
Coding region: 1-1056 (351 amino acids)
Source: RefSeq, a predicted model, not a curated record